AUGGACGUAUUAGGUCCACUUCCUAUGACUGCACGGGGGAACCAGUACAUCUUGGUUAUGUCCGAUCACUUUACCAAGUGGGUAGAGGCGGUGCCAAUGCCCAAUCAACGUGCCGAGACGGUAGCUAAAGCCUUCGUUAAUGAAGUAGUGACUCGACAUGGAGUCCCAAGUAAACUUCUAACCGAUCAAGGAAGGAACUUCGAGGCCGAUCUCAUGAAGCAAGUGUUCAGUCUCCUCGGUGUGCGAAAACUAAGAACUUCGCCGUACCAUCCCCAAACGGACGGACAAGUUGAGAGAAUGAAUCGCACGUUAAAGGGAAUUCUGACAGCUUAUGUAAAUAAGGACCAUAAUGAUUGGGACGAUCACUUACCACUGGCCUUGUUUGCAUACCGUAACAGUGUGCAUUCCUCGUCUGGGGUUUCACCUUUCCAGGCAAUUUAUGGUCGCGAAGCCACUACACCGCUGGUACUUAUGAACACCGAAACUGAAGUUAAGGAACAGUUUAUUUCAAAUUACUGUGAUGAACUGGAGAAGACAUUAAAGGACGUACAUCGCAGCAUCAAAACGAACAUUGACGUGGCGCAAAGUAAGCAGAAGAAAGGGUACGACGAACAUAAUGACGUUGACCGAAGUACAGCGCUAAAGGAAGGGGAUCGGGUGUGGCUCAAUAACAAAGCGGUACCAAAGGGCUUGAGCCGAAAAUUCCAUUCACCGUGGACGGGGCCUUACGUAGUGAUCGAGAGACUGGGCAAGGUAAACUACCAUAUCAAGCCGGGGCCUGGGAACGGUAAGACAAGAGUGGUACAUCGCAAUCGACUUAAGCUAGACAUACGCCAGCCUAGAAUCGAAGAAACCCUGUCUGUUGAUCAACCAGAAAAGCACAACUCGAGAGUCGAAUUGCUCCCAGGCGAGCCAGUGAUACAUCACGGAGAGAGGCUGGCAGACGCACAGCUGUUACCAGCAGAGGAGCUGAUCCAAUUGCGUAGGUCUAACCGUAAUCGCCGACAACCUGAUAGAUAUCAGGAUUAUAACUUAGAUGAACUAGAGAUCGAGGACGCUCUCAAUUAA
This is a messenger RNA of Paramuricea clavata, 1068 nucleotides long. The record is from the annotation of a GenBank genome assembly. NCBI's taxonomy places the organism in Eukaryota, Metazoa, Cnidaria, Anthozoa, Malacalcyonacea, Plexauridae.